Anarrhichthys ocellatus (wolf-eel) is the source of this 4921-nucleotide messenger RNA. It is a transcript of the gene zbtb3, whose product is annotated as zinc finger and BTB domain containing 3. Bases 1001 to 2875 code for a protein of 624 amino acids. Gene Ontology annotation, molecular function: protein binding; DNA-binding transcription factor activity, RNA polymerase II-specific. Lineage: Eukaryota; Metazoa; Chordata; Actinopteri; Perciformes; Anarhichadidae. Gene Ontology annotation, biological process: regulation of transcription by RNA polymerase II. The transcript has 3 exons. The record is from RefSeq and is a predicted model, not a curated record. Gene Ontology annotation, cellular component: nucleus.
AUAAUAAUUCCUACAGUUUCAAUAGGGACCUCGCGGCCCGACAUUGUCGGUGCUCGGGCCCUAAUUAUAGCUCUGGUUUAAAUAUAGGACUGUGACUUUACCAUACCUAACAAUUCAUACUGCCUGCCAUGAUACAGGGGUGUCAUGAGUCAGAUAUCAGUCUGUGACCUAUCAAAGAAAUGGGACAAUAUAAAUAAUAUAUAGGGCUCCAGUGUCUCACCUCUUCACCACGACAUCCUCUCUUUCUUCUCCCUCCUCUUCCUCCUCUUCCACCGUCCAUUUAAAUGCAGCCAGCUCAGUUAUUCAGAUCACGAUUUGAAGCUGUUUGAUACUUUGCCAAUAAAUUGUACUUAUUUGUAAUUCAGCAAAACGUCUCACUGGAUUGCACUACUGUAAACAAACGUGCAGCUUCCUGCACUUCCUGUUUAGUGUCAAAUGUUCGCCUGUAGGUGGCAAUGUGGCGCGCGGAGCUGCGGUGUCCCGGCACCACAGAAGAAGAAAAUUCCAAUUGUCCUGCAAGAAAAUAUCACUCAGACAAACAGCUGCUACAGGUAAGAAAAUACUCAUCAUACUUACGAGAAAUAUGACGUAUCGCAGCUCAGGGUGUAUGCUGUACAUUUCACGGUAACUCGAAGCUCAUGCCGAUAUAACCAAACAAUGAAAAAUGCGGUUGAUGGGGUGAAAAAAUCUGGAAUUGUACACAGAGACAGAGCUAAGUUUGCUAACUGGUGUUAGCAUAGUUGAGCUGGAGCUGCCUGUUGUUCUCGCUGGACAAUCUCGUUUUGCUGCUGUUUGCUAUAUUUGUUUUGAUCCUCACCUGCAUGCCUCUGGCUCUCUUCUUCGUGAUGAAGAGUGUUUAUCACCUGGACGAAGUGGCCAGUGGACUGAAGACGUCGGGCAUGUCACCAUGGAAACGUAACGUAACAAACGUCACCGGGAUGACAUGACUGAACUGUCAAUAAACAUCGUUUAAAGAGAGGAAGGAGCCCUACUUCCAGUGAUGGAGUUCCCUCAGCAUUCCCAGCAGCUGCUGUCAGCUCUGCGUUCCCAGCGCCAGCGGGGCUUCCUCUGUGACUGCUCCAUCGUGGUGGGCUCAUCCCGGUUCCUGGCUCACAGGGCUGUUCUGGCUUCCUGCUCGCCUUUCUUCCACAUGUUCUACUCAGACUCUCCAGGGGUCCUCGCUGGAAACGGCACCGGCAGCAGCUCCGUCACACUCGACAGCGACAUUGUCACGUCCGCUGCGUUUGCCUUGCUCUUGGACUUUGUCUACGAAGGCGUGCUGCAGCUGGGCGAGUCUCCGCCAGUGGAGGACAUAUUGGCGGCUGCAAGCUUCCUGCACAUGAACGAAGUGGUGAGAGUCUGCAAGAGACGGCUGCAGAGACGAGGGCCUCUCGCUGAGGCCGACAGCACUCGCUCUGAAGAGGGCGCUGGUGCGAGGAGGGCAACGGAGACGGGGAGGGAGGGUGGGGGUGACGGUGCCGCUGAGCCUGCGGUGGCCAUGGCAGGUGAUCUCAUGAAUCCAGUCGCCAUCGCAGCACCAUUCCCGUCAGUAUCCAUCAUGACGGGGAAAAGUCAGUUGGGGUCUGUGAAGUCUGAACGGAGGACAGGUGGGGGGUCGUCAGAAGCACGACUUCAUACUCCUCUGAGCCCUGACCUCGCUGAUACCACGCAGCCAGGCAUGGACGCCGCUCCUCUGCCUCCAGGCGGAGAGCGGGUGCCGGGCGUCAUCACAGGCCGGUCGGCCCCGGUUGCAGGAGGUCAUGCCAGGCUGGGGACUGGAGGUCAUGGAGAGGUGUCGGCACUCUGCAGCCCUUGCAGCACCACUGAGACAUACAGUUACUGCAGUAACCAGCAGCCCUCCUCCUCUUCUUCCUCCCUGGUGCCAGUGAGUCAGGCUAGUGGUCGGUCAGUGGUUGCUUAUUCCCAGUCAGGAUCCGCCCUCUCCCCUAGCCCACAGCAGGACGUACCCCGACUGACACGUCAUGACUCUGUCAGGAAUCCCUUCGACGCUGGCCACGGAGGGACAAAAGGUGCAGGACAACAGACGGUCACGUUAUUCCAAGCAUCAGCACGAACCUCACAAAACCCAACGCACUCAGUGCCACAGAUCCGAAUACAGAACGCCGUGUCGCUCCAAUGCCAAAGCUUGGACUUCCACUCUGCUCCUCAGACCCAAACCCUUAAGGGGCCUGAGGGGAAUAUGACAGCUUCGCCCACCACUAGAAUUGAAAGAUCUCACCCUCCUAUGGGCAGAGUGAGGACAGAGUACAAUGACGGAGAGAAUUUGAAAGUCAAAGUGGAGGCCAUUGUUAUAUCUGACGAAGAGCUGGAGGAGGAGAAAGAGGAAAGCAGAGAGAGAGAAUCAGUGAUGGAAGUAGACGAUGAGUUUGAAGAAGAAGAGGAGCUGCACAGUCCUCAGUUUCUCUCUUCCCACCCACAGGGCAUCUUACAAAUGACCUCCCAUUCAAAUGACUACUCCUUCCCCCUCUCUCCCUCCUCUUCGUCCUCCGGUGCCGGCCCUUCCUCCCAGGACACUUCCUCCUUCGCCCACAUUCCUCCGUCCACAGCUCAGCAGCAUUCAGACCCUCCAUCCUACUUCCAGGACUUCCAGGACUCAAUGGGGAACUUUGUAGAGGACGUCCCCACGUGUGGAGUCUGCGGAAAGACUUUCUCGUGCACAUAUACACUAAGGCGCCACGCCAUUGUGCACACGCGUGAACGUCCUUAUGAGUGCCGCUACUGCUACCGGAGCUACACGCAAUCAGGCGACCUGUACAGACACAUACGGAAAGCUCACGACCACACGCUGCCCGCCAAACGCAGCAAGGCAGACAUGGAGCCCUCCCUGCCACCACAACCACCACCUCUUAGCUAACACACACACACACACACACACUGUUGUAUUUCUAUACUCAUGCACACAUAAUUCUUCAUUUAAAAUUACAAACAGACUACAACAUGCAGAGAUGAGCUGGUAUUAAACAGCCAUCUCAGUUGUUUUCAAAAGUGCCUUAACGGCGCACCAUUUAAUAAUAUUCGUCUCAAACAUGACCCAUAUGAGAUGAAUGGUUGUGAUUGGCCCAGAAGCAUCUGCCAGAGCAAAAAAAAAACACGAGAGCUCGCAGAUGUCUUUUUCCCCAUGAGUGCAGAAAUAGCAGAAUUCACACACACACACACACACUCACAGAGUAAACACCAGCGAAGUGGCAGUGAUACCACUAGUCAUUCAUCAUACUAACACGCUUAAUGUUCAUGUGUGACUGUCUCCUUAGAACCCUCAAACUUAUCGGAUUUUUUGCUAUUUUGCUACUCUUCAAAAAUGUAGCAGAGAUUUUACAAUUUAGGUUUGUAAUUUUUUAAUACCUUCAUCAUUAUUCAUAAGUAUAAAAAUGAUUUAAAACCUUUGUUGUACGACGAUGUUCAAAAGAGUUUCAACAAGAUAUGUGACAUCCUACACUUACUGUGUUAUAUUAACUCAAAAUGCAAGUAAGGGAACGCUACUGUGUUCAGGAUUUUAUUAGUUACACAAAUUGUAAUUCGUAUGACUGCCUUUUCAGUGUGUGACCAGCAAAAUUUGACAGAUUGUAAAUGAAGUAGCGUUGUACUGUCUAGUGUUUUGUUUACAGGAUGAAACUAUCAAAGCAGAUACCUGCACCAAUUCUACAAUUAGAAUCAGAGUGUGCCAUUUUAUAACUUGUAAUACAAGCUUUUUCUUGCAUCAGUUUUAAUGAAGCCACUUCAUCAACAGCAGAUGGAUACAGUUUAUUAAAGAGAAUAUUAACUGUGCCAAAAGGUCUUUUCUCUGUCUCCUGUAAUCACUACAGUAGUAAUUACUGCAGUAAGAAGUAUUUGAUUAGGAAUAAUUCCUAAGUGAGGUAGCUGACCCAGAAAUGUCAGUGGCAGCCAAAUAAACCGAUUCAUUUUAUAUGACCACCAAUUUAUACAUUUCCAGGAUUUACAUGAUUGUACUGUAAAUUUGGUCAGAUGAUUUUAGCACUGUGGCUAUCUUGUUGUUCUUAUAAUCUUGCCACAUAUUUCAUUGACUUUGUUUAGCAUUCUCAAUCAGGGUCAAUUCAAAGUAGUGAGGAAUGGAAAACAGGUUUGAUUGUUCAGCUACUCAUGGUACGUGGUAGUAUUGCAGUGGAAGUGAGAAUGGAGUAAGUCAGGUUGGGGAUCCACCCUUUGUGUGUUUGGCUUUUCUUAUUGCCCAUGUGACCUUACCCCCUGUAGUGUUUUUCCUGUAAUGUGACGAACAGUAAGAGCACACACACAGUAAUUAUAUUUUGUAUACUCAGAAGGGACGGUUGAGUCAGUGAUCAUUUCAUCCUCAUGUCAUGGUGUGCAAAAUCUAAAUGUUACUUUGUGAAUAAACACUGUGUUCAAAAGAAACAAAGUGAACAUGUUUCGAUGAAUCACAUAAUCGCACAGGUUGGUCAGUUUUUUUAUUUCACUACAAAAGAACAUACAAAAAUAUAAAACAUCACGUCUAUUACUCAGUAAUUGUAACACAGUAACACUGAAGUCAUUAGCAUUUGUCUGACUGUAGCCAGUAUUCAGCAAAAUGUACGUUUCACUCGUGACCUCUGAGCAGAACGUUUUCUCUCUCCUCAGUCUUCUACUGUACCGUGGAUCUGUGAAGAGACAACAUAUCAUUGUCCACCUACAGAUCUGUCUGUGUCCUUGUAUUUCUGACCAAACUAUUUUCUAAUAAAAUAUUGUUGUCAAUGAAGCUGCUUUUGACAGUAUUUGUUAAACUGAAGAGAAACUAUAAAAACAUUGUUCCAACAGCACAUGUACAACCCACACAUCUAUUUUUAAAUGAAUAAUAUUGUAUCUAUAAAUCAUACAGAUUAUUACACGUGGACUAGGUUGUGACAGGAAGACACGCUGAAUUAAACUGUUAUUAGGCUGUAGAAUUAAU